Messenger RNA from Peronospora matthiolae, 1878 nucleotides. The record is from the annotation of a GenBank genome assembly. NCBI's taxonomy places the organism in Eukaryota, Oomycota, Peronosporomycetes, Peronosporales, Peronosporaceae.
AUGCACAACAACAGCACUUAUGAGACGCCUAUGACUAUUUGGGCGCCACGGCCGCCAGCCUCGACUGGAGCGCCCGCGACCGCAGCCUCGUCUGCCUUAUCGUUAGCUCCAGCACCUUCGUCGGCCAGCGCGUCGUGCUCGCCCUUCACCAAGAGCUCGGCGCGUUACGCCAGACGCGUCGCGAUGGAAGGCAAGAGCUUGUUUACUUGCCACCAAUGCGGCGCCUUGCUCAAGUUUCAGUACAGUCCCAUGUCUAUUGAGGAGAAGAUCAUGCGGCUCCGCCCCGUGGUUUACGAGCAUCCAGCUGAGCAGCGAAAUAGCAAGGGAGAAGAAGAGGAGGAUCGACUUUCUCGACUUACAGAAGGAACAGACGCUGGAGAGACGACGGACGUGGAUGAAGAAGACGAAACAGCACAGACAAUUAGGUCGUCGCUAAGUCAACAGCAACAGCAGCAGCAAAAGACGUCGGCGGUGGUCCCGGAAAUUGUCUGGGAACGACAACACCUGGACCUCAGCAAAGAUGGGACUGUUUGGGUGCCUGCAGAGUUCGAUCUCAUGAAUGGAAUUGCAGCUUUUACGAGCUGCAAUCGCGGGGAUAUUGGACAAAGCAUUGUCGAUGUCGUGCCGGCACGGCUUUUGAAUAAAUCGCACUUGUGGAUAUCGGAUUGGAAGGUGGACCUUACUCUUCCACGGUGUGACGAAGAAGGAUGGGUGUAUGCAGCAUCGUACGCUGAGUUCAGCAAGACGGAGGUGUGUUUCAUGUCCGGAGAAGAGGUGGCAGACGAAGACAAACAUAACAGCAUUGCAGCAUCGAGUGAUGCGAUUUUACAGGUACGUCAAAGGCGUUUGAUCCGCAAGCGCCGCAUUGAUGGCAGCGAUCUCUGCUGGUUCCAGGAGCUAUUGGACUGCAGCACGGUUCUCCUGAAGAAGAGGUUGCCAACUUGCCAUGACUGCGAAGCUAAGGUAGUUUCCCGAUUCACCCAAGCAUUGCACGAACUUGAGAAAGAUCACGCACAAUACGAGGGUUUUAUGGCUCAGUUCGUGGAUGAAGAGCGAGCAUCAGGACGAACGUUUUGCGAUGACGUAGAGUACGAUGACGACGGUGAUGAGUGGCGUUCUGAUCCAGAGCUUCGCGCCCUGGAGGAAGAAGAGCGGCAGCUCAAGGCUGAAAUGGAGGCCAUUGAGGAUGAAACUGCACAGGUUGCAGCGAAGAGGCGUGAGCUUUGGUCAACCGGAAUGGACCUGGAGCAUUUGGUCCAUGGCACGUUUGCUGAAGGAGCCUUUUUGCAGCAUUUGUUGGGUUUGAGUCGCGACGAGCGCCAGUCCGUGGGUGUAUUCGCCGUCCAUGCCUCGGAUAUGCUACGCCGGCUCCAGCGUUACAACGUUUGCAACGAUGUUUUCCACAUUUGGCACGACGGUCUUUUUGGUACGAUCAAUGGCCUCCGGCUCGGUCGACUGCCGUCGAAGCCAGUAGAGUGGGUGGAAAUCAAUGCUGCGAUAGGUCAGGCAGUGUUGUUGCUGGCAACAAUUGCUGAUCGCGCUGAUUUUGAGUUUUCACGAAACCGCCUUGUGCCCCGAGGGAGCUACUCCCGUGUGGUCAAUAUGUACGGAAAGGAGUACAGCCUGUACAGCGACGGUGGCAUGUUUCGCCGUCGCGGCUUCAAUCAGGCCAUGAUUCUUUUCCUCGAGUGCGUGGAGGAUGCGGGUCGUCGCGCUAUGAAAGAAGAACCUUCACUCAAGUUUCCGUACAAGGUCGAGCGUGGUAAAAUCGGCGGUUUGCCUAUUUCACUCGGCAACGAUGAACAGUGGACUCGAGCUCUCAAGUAUAUGCUCACGCACCUCAAAUGGCUGUUGGCCUGGAUAUCAAAGCGCUACUGA